GGACGGCUACCGGCGCGCCGAGAACUGGACGCACGCCGUCCGAGCGAGCGUGUUCCUGGCCGAGCUGCUCUCCACCUCCUCUCCUCGUCAGGCUGCGCUCACUCUGCAGAUGGCCUCCGCUGCCUCCUCACCGCAUAUUCCCUUUACGAGAACCGAGGUUGGGGCGGUAUUGGCGACAGCCUGCACAUCAAGCUAGCCCGCUAUUCGUUCCUGGUGGGCAACCACGAGCGGUGCCUCGCCUUCUUCCAGAAGCUGUUCUCCGACUGCCACCAGCCGCCGCCCGCGCAGAACUCGCUGCUGCGCGAGUUCCUCCACCUGGCGGCCCAGAUCGCCCAGACGAGCGCCGCGUCGUCCGAGCUGGUGGCCUCGUGUCUGCCCGUGCCCGUGAUCGACCAGCAGUCGGUCCGUCUGUUCCUGGCCUCCUACGACCCCUCCAGCGGCGGCGAGCAGAAGCUCUGGGACUCGCUUCAGAGCCGAGUGCUGAGGCAGGUGUCGGCCCCGCGCUCCUCGCUGCCGUCCUCCCGACCGGUGUCGGUCAUUCAAGAGUACAUCUAUAUUGAGGUGGAAGUGCGGAAUCCGCUCCAGGUGCCCAUCCAGCUGACCGACGUCCAGCUGGUGUGCACCCACGUGCCCGUGGACGCCGACGCCGCACACGAGCGGGAGGACUCGCCCAGGUUCCUCGUCGAGCCCUUCAACCACGUCCUGCGCGCCCAGGAGAAGCAGAAGUUGCUGUUCUGGGUGGUGCCCCUGGUGGAGGGCCAGCUGGUGAUCGAGGGCAUCGGGUUCAAACUGUGCGGCAUGCUCUGGGGCCAGUCCAACUUCAUCAACCUCCACAAGUGCUUCGUCGGCGGCGGCGGCGGCGGGCAGCUGCACUCGUCUACGGCGGGCGCCGGCUACUCGUCCCUCUCCGCCUCUUCUUCUGCUUCGCCUCCGGCCAGCGAGCCGUCGUCACCGGCCGACAACAACGCCAUUCACGUGGUCGGGGCCAUGCCGCUCAUCGAGGCGAGCUUCGAGCACUUUCCAGAGCAGAUGCUGCAAGGUGAGGUCGCCCUUCUCACGCUCCGCCUCAAGAACAUCGGACACAUGGGGCUGGAGGGGAUCAGCGUGGGCAUUUCGCAUCCGCACUUCUUCUUGAUCGGCGGCGAUGACUCGAGCGCCGCCGCGGAGGUCGACGAUUCGAUG
Acanthamoeba castellanii str. Neff is the source of this 1182-nucleotide messenger RNA. RefSeq lists its product as uncharacterized. The annotation marks the transcript as partial. The record is from RefSeq and is a predicted model, not a curated record. The transcript has 8 exons. Gene Ontology annotation, biological process: protein localization to phagophore assembly site; endoplasmic reticulum to Golgi vesicle-mediated transport. NCBI's taxonomy places the organism in Eukaryota, Discosea, Longamoebia, Acanthamoebidae. Gene Ontology annotation, cellular component: TRAPPIII protein complex; phagophore assembly site; cytoplasmic vesicle.